AUGCGUUGUGAUGGGACAGAGAAAAAAGGAAAUGAACUUUACAUCGAUUUUUAUAACAUAACCCCUCCCUGUACAUGUAGUGUUAUACCGUAUUAUGAAGGCGAAAUGCUAGUUUCCUCAGGAAAAAUUGGACAACCCUGUAACACAUCGAUAAAGAUAAAAGAUUCCUCCAACAAUUUUUACACUAUUAAUUGCUCACCCCAACAAUUACCUAUUGCAGUCAAUACUUGCCAAUCAGCGAUAGUAAAGCUGGAAUUUACCACAAAUAAUCAGGGAAAAUCUUACUACUGCUUGGGAUUUCAACAAAAGAUCACUGAUGUAAUAGUAGGUAGUUCAACAUUUGGAGGACUAAUAUUUUUUGCCCUAUCAAGUCUCAUAAUGGCAUGUUUGAUUCGGAGGAGAAACAAGGGAAGAAGAGAUACACCACCAACAGGGGAACUAACUACGGAGCAUGGAAAUGAUUAUGUAUUUGAUAGAAAUUUACCGGAUAACCCUUUAUAUCAUUCUAAUCAGUUUUUGGACGAGGUGGGAUACUCUACGGUACAAGAUCAAACAAUAGAUCUUCAGUCCCCAACAAUCCGGAGUGUUGACCAAGAAUCAGCAGUUUAUGCUAAACCGGUUAAAAAUAAAAUGACAACCGGAAAUGUGACAGAAAUUCCUGUGUAUGCAAUCCUUACAAAACCCAAAAAUAAACCCCUGGGCGUUUCAGACUUGGCGGUAUAUGCUCAAGUAAACAAACCACAGAGAGACAAUGAACAGAAUCCUGUUCAAAGACAGAAUCAAGAUUGCCUUGUCUAUACGGAUGUCGAUCAUAAUAGCGUUUUAGAAGGCCAAGAUUUAUAA
Messenger RNA from Saccostrea echinata, 843 nucleotides. RefSeq lists its product as uncharacterized. The record is from RefSeq and is a predicted model, not a curated record. The coding region runs from base 1 to 843 and encodes 280 amino acids. NCBI's taxonomy places the organism in Eukaryota, Metazoa, Mollusca, Bivalvia, Ostreida, Ostreidae. The transcript has 3 exons.